ACAAGAAAAGGAAAACAAACAGCGAAAGAAGAAAAAGGAGGAAUCCGGUGGGUCAGUGACCAGCGCCUUACAAGAUACGACUAAUUAACAGCAAAAUCUAGUACUCGGUGCGUUUGCUAUCUCAAUCGCUUCCCAAAGGCAUAGAGAUCCAAAUGCCUCACGCCCCACCAACCGCCAUUUCUUCUGCUUAAAGCUUUCCAUGGCCCAUUUUACUACUCAUCAUUGCUAGCUAAAAGCACAGGAUUAAUUACCGAGAUAAAAGGCAAUGGACGUGGGAAGAAGGAAGAGCGGUGUGGUUGCAGGCUCAGUGUGGGAGAGCAGAAUGAAGGUUGAUCAAGUUAAAGGCGGGGUUAAGGUCUUCAAUGGCGAUCAGGACAAUGCAGAAGAGACUAGUACUAAUGGGGUUACUGCCGCAACUCGCGCGAGGUUGAAGAGAGCUCCAGCUGGCGGCGGCGGUGCGGCGAGUUCUGGCAAGAGAAAGACCUGGAAAUCUGAGACCUUUGAAGGUUCGGAGAAGAGCCCGAUUCAGAUUUCGAAAGGGAAAACAGAGUCCGUGAAGAAUUCGGAUGAACAGUGCAAGGAGCUGAGCGUCUCUGUCGAUGGAAUCAGGAAGAGCCCAGCUCAGCUGAGGAGGCUUAGAUCUGAGGGAACCAAAGAGAUUGGUGUUUCUGCUGAGAAAAAUGAGAGAAGCCCAAUUGGGAUUAGGAAGCCGAGACGUGAAUUACUGAAAAGUUCUAGUGAUUUGGGUGAGGGAGCUGAGAGGAAUUCGAUUCAGCUGAGGAAGGUGAAAUCGGAGUCGAGCAGGGGAAUUGAUGACCCUUCAGGGAGUGCAAUUCAAUCGGAAAAGCCGAAAUCGGAGCCGAAUAAGGCCUCCGAUGAAUCUGAUAAGGAAAUGGAAUCGGUUGAAUCGGAGUCGAGCAGGGGAAUUGAUGACGCUUCAGGGAGUGCAAUUCAAUCGGAAAAGGCGAAAUUGGAGCCGAAUAAGGCCUCCGAUGAAAUUGAUAAGGAAAUCGAAUCGGUUGAUGUGUCUGUUAAGGAGAUUGAGGAGAACCCAGUUGAGAAUUCUGAGAUUGGAGACGAUGGAUCUGAUGAGAAUUGUAAGGAGUUCGGUGUGUGUGAAGAAAUGGUCGUGAAAUCGAGCGGUGGGAGCAAUGCCGGUGUGCUCAAAUCUGAUGAUGAUCGUAAAGCGAAAGAGGACAAUGACGGAGAUGACGGCGGAGAUGAAUCCGAGGAGGAGGUGGACGAGGAAAUUGAGGUUGAAAUCGAAAAGAAGAGUGUUGACAUCAAGGAAGUCAAUGCAGCACCAGAAGAGAAACCAACGGCCAAGAUUGUGAAAGAAGAAGCGAAGGUGGUGAAAGUCAAUGAGGUGAAGAAGCCGGCCGGUCCGGUCAGAACUGGGUCCGGUCCGGCGCUUCUCCAACUUGAGCGCAGAGAAGUGAAAAAGCUUCUUCAGAAGCCGCCGGAAUCCAUUUCCUUGAACUUGAAGAAAUCACCAGCUCCUGUUAUAAAACGGGCAACUGUUUUUCCAAAGGUCCCCAAAUAUAAUUACACUUCAUUUUCAGCUUCAAAAGAGCGCCACAGCAGCUUCCCAGAAACACACAGCAGAUUGCAAAGUCUAGUGGAUUUGAUAAUGUGGAAAGAUAUAUCAAGAUCAGUUUUUGUGUUUGGAAUUGGAACAUUUGUGAUACUAUCAUCCUCCUACACAAAGGAUAUUAACAUCAGCUUUAUUUCUGUAAUAUCCUAUCUUGGGCUUCUUUAUCUAGCUGCCAUCUUCCUCUUUAAGUCCAUUAUUUGCAGGGGAGUUUUAGAAGUAGAUAAUACAAAUUAUGUAGUGGGUGAGCAAGAAGCAAUUUGGCUGCUAAGACUGGUUCUGCCUUACUUGAAUGAGUUCCUGCUGAAGCUCAAAGCUUUGUUCUCUGGUGAUCCUGCCACCACAAUUAAGUUGGCAGUGCUGCUCUUUGUUUUGGCCAGGUGUGGCAGCUCCAUUACCAUUUGGACCAUGUGCAAAGUGGGCUUUUUCGGAGUUUUCACCCUACCCAAACUCUGCUCUUUGUAUUCUGCCCAGAUAACCGUCUACGCUAAAUUUUGGGUUCGGCGAUUUCGGGAUGCAUGGGAGUCAUGCACUCACAAGAAACCAUUGACCAUUGCCAUUUUUCUACUGGUUUGGAACCUCUCUUCUGUCGUCGCUCGAAUUUGGGCAGCGUUUAUAUUGCUCGUGGCCUUCCGGUACUAUCAGCAGAAACUGGUGGCGGAGGAGUGGGCGGAAGAAUCAGAUGAUGCCGCUGCAGGAGGAGGAGGAGGAGGAGGAGGAGCUCAGGAAACCUGGGAACAAGAAGGAGGACAAAGACAAGGGCAUGUGGAUAUUACCAAAGAAAAGAAAGGAUUCUAGACUCUAGGAUUAUACAUAUUAUAUACCGUAUGUUGUGCUCAAAUCAAGUUUUUUAAGUGUCUGUUUUAUUCUGGUUUACUGUAGAUAGCUAAAUAUCUUUGAUUAGGGACAUUGUUUAAUCCCAGCUUGUGACCAAUAAUUACUUCACUUAAUGUACUUUGUAGCUCUUACGAAUAUAUAAAGGAAAAUAAAUGAAAAGUUUGGUUUUCGUUGACUA
Molecule: messenger RNA, 2606 nt
Organism: Malus domestica (apple)
Lineage: Eukaryota; Viridiplantae; Streptophyta; Magnoliopsida; Rosales; Rosaceae
Product: reticulon-like protein B21
Source: RefSeq, a predicted model, not a curated record